CUCUCCUCUACUUUUCUAAUCGAUUCCCAGCUAUUCGCUUGUCCUCAUUCAUCUCAUCUUAUUGUCAUCGUAAGAUGGUAACACGCAUUGGUUACCCACGAACCAAUUAUUUUCAAGUUCUAUCACACCGCUCUAAACGAGCUCGUGGAGUUUUGCUAUCACGUUACUGGCUCAGCUCAAUUUUUCUACAGCCUACUCAUUCGCCCACGGAGCUGAGCUACAUGAUGAAGAAUAAGAUAACAUUAAUAUAAGUUUAUGACUUAAUUGUCAAUUUUUCCAUCUAGAUCUAUCCCGUCCCUUUUUGCGUAUGCAUUGGCCUCUAGUGUUGUUCAUGUCGAUAUCAUCGGCCCCUCACCCCGAAUAGCACCACUUUUAGGUAUGAUUGGGGAUAGGCCCCCAGACUUAAACCGGACAGCAGUGGAUACAUCAUUCCUACGUACCUACUGGGUAGUAUCGAGAGCUACUCUGGAAAUGGAGAUCUCCAAAAGCCUCUUUUUACAAUCUCUUACCUCUUCAAAUGAAUGUCAUGCUGCAUAUCUAUUGAUUGAUAUCAUUCCGUUUGUGCGGUCUAUCAACAUGUCGAUUCUGGACAAACUCGGUUAACUUGAGCCCCCUUCCUUCUUAUAUGGGUUCAUCUAACGCUCAUGGCAUCAUGCUGUACCAGAUUAAGUGUUCAGGAACCAGCCCUACGGCUAAAUGAUAGCCUACCAAUGAGGCAAUAUGGCAACGGAGGUAUAUUAUCCGUCGCUUUAUACCUCGGCACCAUCUUAUGGAAAUAAGUAUCUAAGCUACUGCUAUGGAGAUCUCUCCUGUGCCUUGGCGUUUUUAUCUCUGUUGGUUGUCGCGAACAUGGCUUCCACCUCGUCGAAUGCGCUGAGAAGCCUCAGCUUCAAGUUCUCCCUCCUAACCACCUGGUUGUUAUGGUGGACACUAUGCACUACUGCGCUUCCUACCAGUAAUGUUCCACGCCAGGACGAAGACUCACAUUGGGUCGCAACAUGGACCUCGAUGCCGCAGCUGGUGGAGCCUAAUAACAUGCCACCCUCUCCAUUCUCGGGUUCAGCCGCAUUCAAGGAUGCCACUCUUCGUCAGACAUUACACUUGUCUAUCGGUGCCGAGAGAUUACGCUUCCAGAUCUCCAACACCUUCGGCGGGAGCGAUCUUCCUAUCACGGAAGCUUCCGUAGCUCUUCCAACGGGCGGAAAAACUGGAGUUAACGGGAUCGAUACGGCCACUUUGAAGGGUCUCACCUUCAAUGGCUCGAGUUCGGUUACGAUCCCUAAGGGCCAAGUUGCUUAUACGGACCCAAUCGACUUCAAGGUUGACCCUCAGGGAACUAUCACAGUCAGCCUGUAUUCUCAACCGGGCCAGUCUGGAAGCAGUAUCACGGGACAUCCAGGAAGUCGAACUACGUCAUGGAUGCAACAGGGCAACCAUCUAAACGCAUCGAUCGUCACAGGCGCGAGUACCGCACACUGGUACUUCCUUACCGCUGUCGAAGCUUGGGCCCCAAAGACGACCGGUGCUUUGGUGAUUCUCGGGGACAGCAUUACGGAUGGACGCGGAAGCACGGAUAAUGCCAACAAUCGAUGGCCCGAUUUGCUUCUUGCCCGAAUGCAAAAAGAAGGAAUUACUAAUAUUGCUGUGUGCAAUCAAGCGGCGGGUGGCAAUACUGUACUGACAGGCGGUCUAGGGCCACCACUCAUGCAACGCUACAAGCGGGAUCUUCUCACUACCGCUGGCGUCAAGUACGCCCUCAUCUUCGAAGGCGUAAAUGACAUCGGGGGCGCGUCUACGGACUCGGGAACGCAGACUCGCAUCGGAAGCAGUUUGACAUCAUCCUUUAAGACCAUUGCCACUGACGCAAAGGCGGCUGGCUUGACCGUCUUCGGGGCAACAAUAACUCCGUUCGGCGGGAGUGGGCAAAGCUACAGCAACCCUACCAGAGAUCAAACGAGACAGACGGUAAACAAAUGGAUUCUUGGUGGUGGUGACGGUAGUUUUGAGGCUUCAAUCGACUUUGCUAAAUUCGUGGCCAAUCCUUCGAACGCAGCUAAUCUGGCUUCCCAGUAUGACGGUGGAGACCACUUACACCCCAACGGCGCAGGUUACCAGGCAAUUGCUGACCAAUUCCCUCUAGAUAUUUUCAAAGGGAAUGCCACUGCUGUAUAAAACGCUAGCUAAAAUUUAUUGACCAACAUAGCGUAAUAUAUUGGCCUGCCAGGGUUCUAAACUCGAGUGUCAACCUGUGGCUGUGUGAUUGAGAUAUCAAUUUCAGCGGGCCGAAGAUAUCAUUUGCUAUAAACCCCCCUUUUACAGCUACAUGAAAGCAUUUAUCUACCUACUAGUAUUCAUUCAAGCUGUGCCUAGGUCCUACUCCAUACGAUAACAGGAAUCAUUCGUAGUCAUUUGCAUUGUCAAGUUAGUUAGAAGUAUUCAUAAUUUCUUCGGGAAACGAGGCUAUCUCAGUGACUAGAAGUAUUACAGGCCUUCUUCUCAGUCGAAGUUUCCCACCAAACACC
This is a messenger RNA of Hypoxylon trugodes, 2522 nucleotides long. Its product is annotated as SGNH hydrolase. Lineage: Eukaryota; Fungi; Ascomycota; Sordariomycetes; Xylariales; Hypoxylaceae. The transcript has 3 exons. The coding region runs from base 721 to 2172 and encodes 483 amino acids. The record is from RefSeq and is a predicted model, not a curated record.